UCACCCGGCCGCCGGCCCGACUCCCUUCAGUCAGAGCAAGGAUGGCGCAGGCGUCGGCUGUCCCCUUUGUGCUGCUGCUCCUGCUGGGUGCCUCCGCGGCGAUGCCGGGGGGCGCCCGGGAGGUGGACGUGAGGAGCGGCCAGGCCCGUGAGGCGGCUCGCUUCGCCUUGGCCGAGACUUUCCAGAGCGACAAGGCGGGCUCCGGAGGUGGCGGUCGCCUUUGGACGCUGCGCUCAGCCCAGACGCAGGUGAGAUCCAGAAAGGCUGGGCGCAGGUCAGUGGCGUAGCGUGGGGGGUGCAGGGGGGGCCGGCCGCACCGGGCGCAACAUCUGGGGGUUAGGGUUAGGGGGCGCAAAUCCACGGGUUAGGGGGCGCAAAUUACUUGCCUUGCCCCGGGUGCUGACAACCCACGCUACGCCACUGGCGCAGGUGCGGGGGGACGACCUUGGGGCUGAAAGAAAUGAGGGGGAAUCAUGACUUGGGGGGCACGGGUGCUAGGAGGGAGGAACCUUGGGGCUGGAAGAAUUGGAUGGGGCUCAUCACUGUGGAGGAGCAUGAAGUAUUUUGGGACUGAAGCACGUCGGGGGACUUUGGGGCUGGAAGAAGGGGGGGCUAUGAUUUAGGAUGGGGGAGGAUAAAGUAUUCCUCGUAAUCCAAAGCAUCUGGGGUCAAAGAGGCUGUGAGGACCUCAUGCCCCAAGUAGCCCCCAUCCAAGUCCAUUUAUUGCGCUUAUGUCCGUCCCCCUUUCUCCAGUGAGUUAAAAAUGGUGACCUAUAUGGUUUUUCUGCAUCACAUUUAAUCCCCGUAACAACCCUGUGAGGCAGGGGAGGCUGAGAGACAGUGAGCGAGCUUAACUGUUACACCACCACUGGCUCUCAUGCCAGCCAUUUUUGCCAAUCUACCCCAGUAUUGUGUGCUCUGGCUGGCAGCACUUCUCCAGGGUCUUGGCUAUGGGGUCUCCCCCCCAACACCUCCUUGAUCCUCUGAACUGGGGAUUUAACCCUGGACCUUCUGCAUGCAAAGUGUGUGCUCUUUGUUUUGCCAAGAGACCCAGAAACCCCACCCCUUCCAGUCAAAUUAAUUUAAUUUAGUGAACUAGUUAAGGCAUUUGUACCUUGCCCCUCAGCCAAAAAGAAUUCCAGAGCAGCUUACGUUCAUUCAGUUAGAACAAGACUGACCCUGCCUUCGGGAUUACAGUCUAAAUGACAGGUUGUCAGUGCUUUUUUUUCUGGGAGUACUCAAGUGUACGCAGUACCAGAACCUUUAAUUUUCAAAUGUUAAAAGUGUGGCACUUACUGUAACAACGUCAUGAUGAGUACCGGCACCAUUUUCUCUAAAAAAAUUAAGCACUGCACGUUGUCCAAGGAAAAGAAUGUCCUUCACACAGUGCAUAGUUAAAAUAUGGAACUCACUCCCACAGGAGGUGGUGUUGGGCACCAACUUGGAACGCUUUAAAAGAAGAUUGGACAAAUUUAUGAAGAAGGGGUCUGUCAGUGGCUACUAGCCACAAUGGCUAUGCUCUGCCUCCACAGCUUUUGAAUACCAGUUGCUGGAAACCACAGGAAGGGAGAGUGCUCUUGUGCUUGCUGGUUUCCCUUGGGCAUCUGGUUGACCCCUGUGAGAACAGGAUGCUGCACUUGACGGGCCCCCUUUGUUCUUGUGAAAAAGCGACUGGAAGGGAUGGGAAGUAAACUGAGACAUCAGUUUUUAAAAUUAAGUAAUAAGUUCCCGUAAUUACCAGCUGUCAUUACAGUUCAGGGCAAGAGGCUGAAGCAGCCUGCUACCAGGUGACAUUUGAGGGAGGGGAGGCCUGAUGGCAUCUGUAGAGAGUAUUUUCUCUAUCGGCCCCCGCCCCGAGCUCCACAGGCAUCCGAAAUGGCAAACACAGGACUUAGGAAGUACAGAGGGCCGGAGAGUCUGCUGCUGAGGAUGUUAUUUUUUUUCUUCUUGCUCCCUUUGGGAUCCUUAUUGCUGUCCCAGGUGUCUUCUUGUUGACAAUUAGAAGCACAAUCCACUUAACUCUUAAAAUAGUUACAGGUGGCUUCCAUCAAGCUAGACUGCUUUAACUGGUAUACUGGCAGAGGGCGAGGGAAUCUGCCUCCAUCUGAUUAGCUGGAGUCCUGGAUAAUUGAUGCUGACCUGCAAGUAACAAACCUCUGGGCCGAGGCUGUCACUCCAUGCUGGAGAACUAGGUCAGUGACUAAGAGUAAGGCCAGUGGAAUGCCCUUACAGCUGACAGUCAACAAGAGAAACUCAGCCCCAUGCAUUCCUGCUCCUCCCUCAGAACCAGGUUCCAUCUUUGAUGGAAUCUAAAUAUCAGAAACAAAAGGGUGUGUGUGUUUUAUCAGUAUUUGAAAUGGUCUGCAGGCCUAACCAUAAUUCCCACGAGGAGGCAGCCUGCUCUGUUUAAUUCUUCACUGUACAACUGUUGUUCUGGCUCUCACAGAAGUGUUUUGGCCACAGUUGGCCUCGAGCCUCCAGUAUUGUGCCUGGUUAGUUCUCCAAGUGUGUGUGUGUGAGGCUUUAUUUACUUCCUGGCUUUCAUGAGAGCCUUUUGCUCAGUGUUUGGGAUUGUGAGACAGAAUCACAUAAGAAGAGCCCUUCUGGAUCAGGCCAAUGGCUUAUCUAGUCCAGCAUCCUGUUCUCACGGUAGCCAACCACUCUCUCAUCUCCUGUGGAUUCCAGCAACUGGUAUUCAGACGCAUACUGCCGCUGACCUCCAUGGAAGCAGAGCAUAGUGAUUGUGACUAGUAACCACUGAAAGCCUUCUCUUCCAUGAAUUUGUCUAAUUAUCUUUUACAUCCUCCUAUAAAAGUGUUUAACUAUUUGCUCUGUGAAAAACUCCUUCCUGUUAUCUGUCCUGAAGCUUCCACAUUCAGUUUGAUUGGAUGCCCAUGACUUCUAACGUGACGAGAGAGGGAGAAAAACUUUCCUCUGUCUACUUUCUCCAUGCCAUGAAUAAUUUCAUGGACUUCUGUCACGUCUCGUCUUUUCUCUACGCUAAAAAGUCCCCAAACGCUGCAGCCUUUGUUCAUGGGGGAGUCAUUCCAUAUCCUUGAUCAUUUCAGUUUCCCUUUUCUGAAUCUUUUCCAACUUUACAGUAUCCUUUUUGAGGUGAGGUGACCACAGACUUGGCCAGCCAGCAAGAGGCAGAAUAGUCGUGUGCCUUUGUCUGUCAGGAAUUGUGGAAUGCUGAAAUGUUUCCCAGUGUCAGCAGUGUGCCAGGCAGUGGCUGUGUAUCGUUUUCCUUUCAUGAAGUUCCUGUUCUAUGCAUGUAUGAAUUGAACUUACAGUGUGAGCUUGUGAACCUCAAGUUUAAAGCCGGGCGGUGAACUUUUGAGUCCAGCCAUAGUUAUCUGCUGCCUCCUCCUUCCAAACAAAUAAACAACCAGAAAACCAUUGAGGCCACUCUAGGUCUUUUCCAGUUUCUUCCAAACUGGUUUUGGCUGCUUGCAGGCAGUGAACAUCACUGGGCAAUUUUCCAACGUUUCCCACUUGCCUGAGAGCUGUUCUUUCCUCAUCUCCAGGUGGUGAAUGGAAUCAAGUACUACCUGGAUGUGACUCUGCUGCAGAGCAGUCAGUGCAGUGGGAAGCAGGCUGUGGGGCAAGAUGCUCCUAGUUGCCUCACUCCAGAAGAGCCGGAGCAAAUGGUAAGAAUCAGCAUUGUACUUUCGCUUUCUGGUUAAAAGGGGCAGGGGGAGUGUAGCUAGCACCUUCAAUGUGCUAGAAACCUGGAGUCUGGUUCCCAAGGUAUCCUACUUUUGCAUGGCACUAUUUGAUUUCUCUUUUGAGUUUUUUAAAAAAUAAUCUGGUAGCAUCAUGCAAAACACAUGGGGCUGCAACAGUUAGCACAGGCACUGGCACAUAAUAUCUGUUCCGCAUUUGUAGGAAAUCAGUCUUUUAGUGUGGCAGCACCUGCACUUUGGAACUCCCUGCCAAUUGAUAAUCAGGCUGGCGCCUUCACCAAACUCCCUUCAGCGCCUGGCUUAAAAUAUUUUUGUUUAGACAAGCGUAUGCAGAUACCUGAACAUUGAUGUGUGUUUUAAUCUGUUUUUUUUAUUUAUCCUGAUUUUAAUUUUUUGAAUGUUUUUACUGGUAGUUUUUAGGGUAUUCUUGUUUUCAUUUACCACUUUGAGAUUUUUUUACAAUCAAUAUAAUUUAUUUGUGUACCUUCCUUCACCCGAAGAUCACAGGGCGGUUCGCAACAUAAAAAUACAAAAUGAAAACACAAAAUACAUAAUAAAGCAAAAGCAAAACAAAACAAUAACCUCCCCUCCCACAGAAACAUAUGAAAGGGUGGUAAAAUGACCCCUGUUGAGUGUAUCAGCUCUUGUCUCUAUUCCAACAAUGCUACAAGUCCCUGAGUAUGACCUCUGUGUGCAUUAGGAAAUAGGAUGGGUUGAGACUGAGGGGCACCUGAGGCUGGCACUUUGCAGAAUCUUUCCCUGGUACCUCAGUUUCCCUGGAAGUGUGGAUAUGCAGAUGGCAGUGAAGUGGGAUUUCUAACUCUCCCAUCUCCAAACAGACACCUCUUUGCUUGAAGAGGAGCAGACCUCCCACUGGGACCUGUGGCUGGUGCAAAGUAGUUUGUCCAAAUAUGGUCUCCUCCUUCCAAUGUGUUGGAGAAAUGAGGGCAAGUUUGAUGUCCAGGAGAUGAAUGGGGAAGUAGCAGGUCAUCGCCCAGAAGCUUGGGAAGGUUACAGAUUUGCUUUGGUUUGCAUAAAGCAGCGUGUUAACAACAGUAAACAUUGGUACUGUUGACUCAGACUUCUCAUUAUCAAGGCUACGAUCUCCAUAAGCACAUGCCAAAUUCAGUUUGUCCCCCCUGGGUCUCACAUGUUUAUCUUGUGACCUGGCAUCACUGAAUCUCUUUGCAUAAACUUCCCCUCAAAUAAGAGCAGUUUGGUUUGGCUGGCCAGCCUGUCAGCUGACAGUGCCUCGUGUAGCUCCAGGGGUUGGGUGCCAAGGAGGAAGAUAGAGAGCAUUGACAUCAUGUAUACUGACUGGCACAGUUGCUUUAUCCAAAAGUUUAUCCUAGCCUUACCUGGAGAUUGAACCUGGGUUGUUCUGCAUGCAAGGCAGAUUCUCUACCUCUGAGCUACGUAAGAUGGGUUUGAUCCAGCAGGCAGGCUCUUCUGAGAUGCAUAUGGUGUGCUCGAUCCCCCAAGCUGAAGACUGAAGUGGUUGCAACCCAGGCACAACUAGCCCUCAGUGCAAGAUAUCUGACAAGUACACACACUGACCCUCUUGCUAGGACUUACAGUGUUACUUCGGGUUACAUACGCUUCAGGUUACAUACGCUUCAGGUUACACACUCCACUAACCCAGAAAUAGUGCUUCAGUUUAAGAACUUUGCUUCAGGAUAAGAACAGAAAUCGGGCUCCGGCGGCACAGCAGCAGCAGGAGGCCCCAUUAGCUAAAGUGGUGCUUCAGGUUAAGAACAGUUUCAGGUUAAGAACGGACCUCCGGAAUGAAUUAAGUACUUAACCCAAGGUACCACUGUAUUUUCAUGAGAUCAGCCUCAAUUAAGAUGCAAAAGGUCCUCCCAGUGAAGUGGCUGGUAGGGAUAAAGCAUCUCUGGUAAGAUGAACGCCCCAAGGCACCUUACUGUUUGGAGUCAUAGACCAUUAGGUCAUAGAAUCAUAAGAGUUGGAAGGAGACCCUGUGGAUCAUCUAGUCCAAACCCCUGCAAUACAGGAAUAUGCAGCUGCCCCUUACGGGGAUUGAACCUUCAACCUUUUGGGAGGAGGGCAGCCCUUUCCUGCCAGAGCCAGAGGUCCUGACUUCCUUUUGCCUCCUCAGAUAGCCCAGUAGGCCCCAUUUCCUCUCCUAGAGUUGAUGGCAAGGCAAUAUUUCUGAUUUCCAGCCUUGCAUCCUUCCGCCUCACGCAUCUUAUCUGAGUGGCUUGUCCUUGCUUGCCCUCCUAACCUUUUCUGUUCUUCCCUUCCAGUCAUGUCACUUUGAGGUCUGGAGCCAGCCCUGGGCAAACAGGAAGAGGCUGGUGAAGCAAGAGUGUCGCCUGGCUGGUAAGUCAGGUCUGGGUACUCUGUCUGAAGCGUUAAAAGCAGAAAAUACAGUCAAGAAGGCAGGGCCCCAAACCUUUGCAUACUGUUGACAUAAACAGUAGCUCCCUGAGCCAAGCUUUUCCUUCAAGGAUAUUGAUUGUAGAAACCAGUAGCAACCAGAACGGGUAAGAUAACUCUUGUACCGGCCUACCUACUUCCACAGAAUUCUCCUUCAGGAGGCAAAUAGCCUCCACACUGUAAUGCUCCAUCCAGGUUGGACUCCUAUCAGUGCAAAUGAGCAAAUGCAACUAGGUUCAAAGUCAUUUGGAAUUCCUUCAUCUGGGGCUGCCAACCAUUCUUUGGCCCAUGGGGAUUUACAAUCGAGUGCUGUGGGCGCCACCGAGCCUGGUUGCUUCUCUCUGCGUCCUCUGGAUCAACCCUCCUGUCAGAGUCCACACAUACACACUCUUUGCCUUUCCAAGGGAUCUGGAUAAAAGCCAAUAAUAUUAAUCCGAGGCUUGAAAAGCACAUAGAGUUGGAAGAGGAAAUGGGAAAGAGCGCCACUUUUCCAACUUCCUCCUCCUGUUCAAGCAGCCCCCCGUUUACUCGGGCUUUACGUUCUGAGGUACUGCGUGCGUCAGUGAAAUCAUGUAUAAUUGAAACCCAUUGAAAAAGCCUGCAAACACCCUGCUCUGCCCUUUUAGUGACAUUUCAGUGACAGCUUUAUGAUGUUUCUGGGUCACUUCUGGGUUUGGCGCAAUGCACACGCACAUGGUUGCACACAUAUGGAACGUGCCUAAAUGGGGGUGGGGGUGCUGCCUGUAUGUACCUUUAAAGGGAGUAAAAACCUAACCCUAAGCCUCACGGCCUCAUGACCAAGUGGGUAGUGCGGGGAGGGGCUUUGUGGGGGCCAGGAGAAGGUUGCAAGGCACUAUGAUGUUGAUACCUGGACUUACAUCAUUUGCGAGAUGGGUGUCCGUGUGUAAUUGAUACAUGGCCUCACCUUUUCUCCCCAGGCACAAUGAAUCAUUCAGGGGCAUGAAUCAUUAAGGUGUCGGCUGCUGGGUAAAAGAUUUCCUUCUGCAUAUCUGGUUAAGCACAUAUUUCUGCGAGGAGGUGUAAUGAGAAGGAUUGGGGGUUUAGCUGAUAGCCAUUUAGAAUGUAGGUGACUUUUGGAAUACAGUAGUACCUCUGGAUACGAACGGGAUCCGUUCCGGAGCCCUGUUCGCAUCCAGAAGCAAACGUAUCUAGUGAUGGCAUGUCUGCGCACGCACGCAUCACUUUUCGCCGCUUCUGCGCAUGCGCGUGAUGUCAUUUUGAGCGUCUGCACAAGCGCAAGCGGCGAAACCCGAAAGUAACACGCUCCGUUACUUCCGGGUUGCCACGGAGUGCAACUCGAACGCACUCAACCUGAAGCGCAUUCAACCCGAGGUAUGACUGUAUCCACUUAGUCUGGUGACUGAGUGUGGGAUAGUAAAUAAAUAAACACACACACACCCCUUGUUCUUGCAGAGCCAUCGGAAGUAGUCCACGCAGCAAAACUGGGGGAGUGGGAAGUGUUCCGUCCGAAGGCACCUGCCAAGGAAGUCGAGGAGUUAGCCCAGGAAGAGAGGUUUCUGCAGGUGAGUGUUAUUCAUCUGCCUUUUGGAGCUGGGGUGUGAACUCUCUUAGCAGGGCAAAGCAGGGCUGUGUUCCUGCUGACUGAGUUGUCUCUUUCUCUUUUUUCCCUUUAUAUCAAAAGCGUGUACAUGUAGCUUGGAUCCCAAACGCCUUGGUACUCUGACGUUUUAGCUCCCAAAUGCCGCAAACCUGGAAGUGAGUGUUCUGGUUUGCGAACUUUCUUUGGAACCCGAACGUCCGACAUGACUUCCGAUUGGCUGCAGGAGCUUCCUGCAGCCAACCAGAAGCCGUGCUUUGGUUUCCAAACAUUUUGAUAGUCGGACGGACUUCCGGAACGGAUUCCGUUCGACUUCCGAGGUAUGACUGUAUACAUUUGAGACAGCCACAAUCUUCCAAUUUUGGUCAAAAGUGCACAGCGUUCCUGUUUGCAUGUUCCUGAUUCUAACAUUAGGGAAACUGGAUGGCUGAUUCAUCUUGGGUACUUUGAUAUCAUCUGCCUAAGAUAACCUUGCUUCUGAUACAGUGAUUUAAAAAAAGUAAUUGGCUAGGGUAAUGAAAGGUCAAAGGUCAAAGAAAGAUGGACAGGUUUUUGGCAGGCUGGCAUUUAUUCAUUGAUUUCAUAAAAUGCUAGGAAUCUGGUAGAUCAGUUCCAACUAUAUAUAAAAUAGUUUGGUCUUUUAAAGAGUAAGACAGGAUUCAUUGUAGAAGGGUUAGAUUAAUUAAGAAAAAUGAAACGUGCAUCUAAUUAAUGGAGUCUUUUGUUUAGAUUAUAGGUUAUAAGAGACAAUGAAUGCUGUAAAGAAAAAUAAUAAUACUAUUGAAGAUCAAAUAUUAUGUUUAAUAGGUUCUUAAUACUACUCGUAAAAUAUAUUAUGCUAAAGAAAUACAAUAUUAUGCUGGAAAUACUGUUCAUAGGAGGGAAGGGGGCUAAUUUAUAUUUAUGCCCUAGUCAACAUUAUUUCUGCAAAACAGUUUGGAAAAUAAAAUCAAGUCGCAAUCUGCAGUUGAAGGCAGCAGCUCUGUUUCUGUGAUUCAGUUUCUUGUGUACCAGUUUCUCAGUUCUGGAUUCUUCCAUCCCCAGAAUGCCUCCAACCACCUGGUGCCCCUCUUCAAGGAGUUCUUGACAACUUAUGAGAAGAGCUACAAGGACAAGCAAGGUGAAUGUUGGGUGAAGGAAAGUGUCAAAGCAACAACAUGCCUGGGCUGCCCUGUGUGGUGUAAUGGUUGGUCUAGGACCUGGCAGAGUCCAGAGUUUAGAAUCCCCACUCAGCCAUGAAGCUCGUGGGAUAACCUUGGGCCAGGUGCAGUUUCUCAAGUCUGAUGUGCCUCGCAGAGUAAUUGUGAGGAUAAAAUAAGAAGGGCUGGGAGAACUGUGUGCGCCACCUUGAGCUCCUUGGAAGGAAAGCAGGAUAUAAAAUGCAAGAAAUAAAUAUAAGCUGCAAAGGUCUGGCUAGCUUCUCAGCAGAGUUCCUCUGACGUUCAGAUUUUGCAGCAGGCAUGGCUGUGCUUGCUUGGGCGGUUGGGAGUUGGGAAGGCAGGCAUUGGGAAGGCCACAGGCUCCCCACCUCCCUUGUCUGUCUUCCAGCUUCUCCUGAUCCAAUUUGGCAUCCCUCCACUCCUCGGAGCCCACCAGCCCACGUACACACUGCUGGCUGUAGCAUUCUGCAUGUUAAGCAUCCUUAAAGAAUUGUAGGCAUAACUGCUCAUGGAUAAGAACCAAUAAGAAUCAAUACUCAUGCUCAGUCCUUGUUUCCCUGGCCUGCUCUUUUAGAGACCGAGAGGCGUUUCCGCAUCUUUGCAGAGAAUCUGGAGAAGGCCCGGCUAAUUCAGGAACUGGAUCAGGGCACGGCAGAAUACGGUGUCACCAAAUUCAGUGAUCUGACAGGUAGGUGAGGACGGGGCAGGGACUCUGCUGCUAGCUUCCCCUCUGAAUCGCAGAGCUACAGCAUACCUGUGUCUGGUAGACCCACCUUCGCCAACCAGGUGCCCUCCAGAUGUUGCAGGACUAAAACGCCCAUCAGGAGGGCACCAGGCUGAACAGGCUGCAGUAAACAAAUGGUAUUAUCUACAAAACUGCUGCCACUUAGUCCUAACAGUGCCACCACAAACCCUCUCUGAAAAGGCUCCAGCUAACAGGUUAGAGUCUUGCCUUCUUCAUCCUGCAAUGUGGUAAGUUUUACAUAUCCCAGCUUCCUUGGAAAGUGCAGGUGUCUCAAACCAGAUAUUUUAUUUUUACAUUCAGUUACUCGCAUUAAGGAACUGGGAUAAUACAUUAUCCAGAUGUGCAUGUUAAAAGGGGUUUUUUCAAUAAAAGAGAGAGAGAAUGAAACAAAGUGAAUAAAAGUAGCAUAAAAUAAAGCAAAAAUGGGUAUCUAAUGUUUUUAAAAUUACAGCACAAGUUCCGAAGAGGAAAGAUACAGAUCUGUAUUUGUGGCAGAUAGAACUCAAGAACUUCAAUUAGCCAGGAAGGCUAGAGUGUCAUAUUUUAUGAAAUCUGGUGCUUUCGUCUUUUCAUCGUGCAAUAUAUCUUUCUCCUUUAUUUUAGAGGAGGAGUUCCGCUCCACGUACUUGAAUCCGCUGCUGUCCCAGCUGCCUGGUCGGCCAAUGAAACCAGCCACCAUCCCUAAAGAUCCACCCCCUGAUGCAUGGGACUGGCGGGACCACGGGGCUGUCACAGGUGUCAAGAACCAGGUUGGCUUUCCUACGCCCCACUAUGGAAGCAGCUGCUUCUUCAAGGGGACCGGGUUGGGCUUAAAGUUUCCAAAGGGGAUAAACGUUCCACUGUUUCCCUGUGUGGGUUUGUUGCGUGAGGUUGGUGAGGAGCUGGAAGAAGGUAGUAUCCCAGCUUUGUAUCAAAUUGGGAUGCAAGGCAGCUUACAACAUGUAAAAAACGUCCUCAUAAAAUGAAAAGUAAUAAAACUAAUUGAAAGCAGUAGUUGAAAUACAUCGAAACACAUUUAAAACCAGCAGCUAAAGUACAUCAGCAUCGUCUGCACCUUAGUUUUCAAAGGCCUGUCUGGAUACAAAAGUCUUAAGUCUGCCAUCAGAAGGAUGACCAAGAGGGAGCCAGUUCAACCUCUCCUGGGAGAGGAUUCCACAAUCUGGGAGCAGCCACAGCAAAGGUUCUGUCUCGUGUCACCACCAACCGUGUUUCUGAUGUUGAUGGGACCAAGAAAAGGUACUCACCUGAGGAUCUUGGCACCCAGAAAGGUUUAUAUAGGGAGUUAUGGUCAUUCAGGUAACCUGGUCCCAAGCCAUAUGGGGCUUUCUAGGUCAGAACCAGCGUUUGGAAUUGUGCCAGAAGUGGACCAGUAGCCAGUGAAGUUGUUCAACAGAUGUGAGAUGCCUUCUUCCAGGCUGCUUCUGAAUUGUCUCCUUUUUCAUCUUAUGGCCAGUUCAUACUAUCUGGAGUAACCCUUUCCUUUUCCCAAUGACUGCAGGGUUACUGUGGCUCCUGCUGGGCCUUCUCUGUGACGGGCAACGUGGAAGGGCAGUGGUUCCUCCACAAUGGCACUUUGGUCUCCCUCUCUGAGCAAGGUAAGGGAAUUCUUUGAGGAGGCCUGGCCUCUCAUGUUUGGAUCUGGGAGCUUUCUGGGCAGCAGAGCCAAAACAAAACAAAAAAACCACCAGUGAAAUCAUUGGUUGUGCCUUGUUUACAUGGCCGCGUUGACUCAAAUGUUUUACAGGUAGAGGAUGCCUGCAUUCUCGAAGCAGAUUUUAUUUUUUGCUUUCAUUACCUUGUUAUAACCCAUCCUGAGAUCACAUAUGGCGAAGAGCGAAAUGUAACUGCUUUGAGUUUUUUCUUCAAUCAAGUGGCAUAUAAAUUUUAUGAAAGAAAUGUCAUCAAGAAAUAAAUUGGGAAGUUGGCUGACUUCAGGAGCAAGACUGGACAUGUCUUUAGGGGUGCUCACCCUCCAGUUUCCAGCUGACCUGAUUUCUGCUCCCUCCACAGAGCUGCUGGACUGUGACUCCGUAGACAAAGCCUGUGGAGGAGGACUUCCAUCCACGGCCUACGAGGCCAUCGAAGGGCUGGGUGAGUCGGCAAAAUAUUCUUGCUCCAGCGCGGCACUUGGUCUGCAGCUUGUUCCUCUGCAUGUGCCUUGACAUCCAGAGAAUAAGAAGUUUUCAGUGUUCAGAGACUUGUUUUCACAACAGUCUCUGAACUGGAGGAACUGGGUGCCUUGAGCACGGUGGUGCUGGAAAUGCUGGUUUGUUCCCAAGGCUAAAACGUAACCGAGUUUUGUCAGUUGCAUCUAGAGCACCAUUCAUGCCAGAUCCUUCCCUUUUAGAAAAAAUCCAUUCCCUCUUUCUUGGGGCAAACCCUGAAUUUUUCAAGAGUGCACAUGCUGCCUUUACUGCAGUUCCCCAAUGGCUGUGAAGCAACCACCACAGUGAGGCUGGAAGAUGCUCUGUUUGUUCAGCCGUUUGUUGACAAUGCAAAGUCCCUCUUCAGAACUGCUGGAUUCUGGCUGCUGUUGAUUUCUCACGUAGGGGUUGUUGUUCCUCGCUGCUUUUAUUGUUGGAAGCUGCCUCUAGAAGUAUUAAGGUAAAGGGACCCCUGACAAUUAGGUCCAGUUGUGACCGACUGUGGGGUUGUGGCACUCAUCUCGCUUUAUUGGCCGAGGGAGCUGGUGUACAGCUUCCGGGUCAUGUGGCCAGCAUGACUAAGCCGCUUCUGACAGACCAGAGCAGCGCACGGAAACACCGUUUACCUUCCCACCGGAGCAGUACCUAUUUAUCUACUUGCACUUUGACGUGCUUUCGAACUCCUAGGUUGGCAGGAGCUGGGACCAAGCAAUGGGAGCUCGCCCCGUCACGAGGAUUCGAAUGGCCGACCUUCUGAUCAGCAAGUCCUAGGCUCUGUGGUUUAACCCACAGCACCACCUGCAUCCCACAGAAGUAUUAUUAGGGCAUAAUAAAUGUGUAGGGUUUUUUUAAAGCCACUCUUAGAUCCUUAUUCUGCACAGCAAGAGCCCCGUCUGUACACAGUUUUCCUUGCCAGGUCAUCACCUUCCUUGGCCUUCCUGAUUCUCCUCUUCUUCCCCAGGCGGCCUGGAGACAGAGCGCGAUUACAGUUACGAGGGGUUCGAGCAGAAGUGUGGCUUCUCCAAGGAUAAGGUGGCCGUCUACAUCAAUAGCUCCGUAUCAAUAUCCCGGGAUGAGACAGGUACGUGUCUGAGACCAUGGCUUGGGGUGCCAGUUAGUGAAUCAGAUUGUGGGCCUCUUAAUACCUAGAGAGAUCUGGAACACUCUGCUGUGGAAUGAGGAAGGCCACUUGCUACUGCCUAGAGCAAGGGUUGGGCAAACUUUUCCCAGCCCCAGGGCUGCCUUUCCUCUUGGCCAAACUUCCAGAGGCCACAUGCCAGUGGUAUGUGGGGCCAGAGCAGGCAUAGGCAAACUUGGCUCUCCGGAUGUUUUGGGACUACAGCUCCCAUCAUCCCUAGGACCAGUGGUCAGGGAUGAUGGGAUUUGUAGUCUCAAAACAUCUGGACAGGGCAACAGAUGUAAGAAUUGGUGUAGACAUAUAUAUAUGUUUAUGAAAAUAUUUAUAUGCUGCAAAUCAUAACAAAAUAAAAGCAGUGUACAAUAAUAACUAUAUAAUAUAAAAACACAUUUAAGAUCAGAGACCAUCAUCUAAGUGUUAUGGAAAGAUGGCUUCUUAAUUGCUGGCAUAAGCUUGACGACAUGGAGAAGUUCUCAGCGGGUUUUUUUUUUUUAAAAUAAAUUUUAUUAACCGACCAAUCAAAUCAAAUCAAAUCACAUCACAUAAAUUCCGAAUUACAAAGCCGAAUUUUAAUUUUUUUGUUGUUGGGGGGACCCAUAUUUCAAGUUCCGAAGGGGAUUCCAAUCAUCUUCUUGCUGCAAAUCUGUACAAAUAAUGUUCAUAAUUCUAUCCAGUCCUAUCUUGCUAUUCCCACAUCUCGUCUUAUUCGUAUAUUUUUCUUUUUUUCUUUAUGAUCUCUUCUGAUAAUCUCCUUAAGCAGGUAAACACCAGUUGUAAUCCUGUGUGAAUUUUCCCAUUCGUCCAAUCAUCAUGUCGAGAUGGUUUCCAUAUAUCAUCACUUUCAUAAAUAAAAGCACUCUUUCCAUCAUUAGUCUCGCAAAUCUGUCGCUUUCUUUAGUCCCUCUGAGGAGGCUCACCCACAAUAUGAAAACAGAUCUGUUCCUCCUCCCAGACAUAAGUCUUUCGACAGAACUUGCCAAAAUGGCGACACUAUUUUUUGCUGCGUCAUUCCAAAGCUCUUAUGCUUUCCACGGUCUCCUUAAAACAUGCUUUGGUUAGAAAAAUAUCUCCACACAGUCUUAAAUCCUCAGCUUAAGUCAUUUAAACGGCACUUGUGACUUGUGGGGGGGGGAUUCUUGGUUAAUCACAUAGAGAAAAGAAAGGAAAGUCCCCCCCCCUCCAGUCCCGUUGCCGAACAUACCGAGCCUUGGUGUGCCUUCUCAUGAUUUAUUCCUGUUCCUCCGACCCGUCUUGUUUACCAGAGAUCUCUUCAGUUAGCAGUCUUUACUCCCCAUUCUUCCUUGAAAUAUGUGCAUUAGCUUCCUCCGAAUUGUUACUUUUGAAGUUGCUGCAGCUAGAGGCGCGAAUCAGAGACAGCGUCCAGGAGCGCCAAAAUCCGCACAAGGGCUUUCUGCCUAGUGCCCCCACCCCCUCAAGUUCGGGGGUGGUAUAGGGCACAGCAGGCAAGGGCAGUCCCCCCCCACGCUUGGGGGGGCCGGGAGGCUGUUUACUCCCAUCACAGCCUCUUAAUUACCUCGUGUGGGUCAAAGAGAUGUUAUUGUCAGCCAUCUUCCGAUGCGCCCUUAGUGGCCCCCCCUUCUCAGCGGUUGUUUAAAAGGAGCUGGAUGCUGAAUCUCUGUUAGCAGAGUGUUCCCCAGGACUAGGCCAAUAAGACUAAAGACUCUUAUUUCACGUUGAUGUCAAAUGACCUUUGCCAACUCAAGGGAUGACCAAUGAGGUUCUUCCAGGUGAUCUUGGUAACUGAGCCAGGAUAUAAGGGUUCAGGCCAUCUCUAAGGUACCUUGGAUCUAAGUUAUUCAGGGCUCUGUAAAAUCAAUACAAAGACCUGGCUCAGUAGUAGAUGGGCAGCCAGUGCAGAGGUUAUUUACUCCCUCUUCAUCCAUACAAGCAAGAGGUAUUAUCAUGGUCCAAUAACACAUUCUGGCUAAGAAAAAACACAGGGCAGGGUCAUAGACACUUGUGGCCUGUGGGAUGGAUUUAGAGGUCUGGAUGACUGCAUAGGUCCCUGAGGUACCCCAGGCCAGCCCUGGAUGUUCUCUGGACUUGAUAGGUGCCCUUCUUGCCGCUUUUAUGGCUAAGAAACAUUCGAGACCACACACUUUGAUACUUAACAGCUUCUCUGCUGAGCCAUCCUGCUACGAUCUCUUGUCUUACCUGCUGCCACCAUGCAUGGGUGUAGGAAGUGCAACUGAGGCCAGGGAGAGGCAGCGUAUCAGUAUCUCAAAUGCAUGGUGAUCCACAUGUGUAAAAUGCUUUUGUUUUCUGGGGCAGGGCCUGCAGCGCAGCUCCCAUAAGCUCCCUCUCCCUCUCUUAUAUCUCUCUGCAUCAUAUAAUGGCUUUGCAUAUUAACCAGUCACUCUCUCCGUUUCAGAGAUCGCUGCCUGGCUGGCUAAGAACGGCCCUAUUUCCAUUGCUCUGAACGCCUUUGCCAUGCAGGUGAGGGAGCCCCUGGAGGGCCAUGCUUCUUUUCCCAUGUAAGGAACAGAGGUCACCCUUUUGGUCAAAAAACAUUCCCCCACAUCAUUUGUUGAGCGGGUGGGGAGCAAAAUGAAACCCUCUCAAAAAAAUCACAGUGGAGGGACAGAAAUCUCUAUGUAAGUUUGAGCAGGGAGUUGCAUUAACUUUAUGAUGUGGCCAUAGGUUUUCCAUUUUCCCUUGCUUUUUAAAACUUAAAAAAAGAAGAAAAGAAAUCCUGGGAUGCCGUUGGAGCUCUGCCACCUCCUGCCCCAGGACUCAGAGCCAUCUCUGAUUCAGGACAGGCAAAACAAAGCCCUUCUCCACACAGAAAUAGAACUGUCGAAUUUGCAAGCGCUAAAUGCAGCAAUGGCCACUAAUGUGACCGGCUUCCAAAGCAGGUUAGACAAACUCAAGGAGAAUAAGCCUGGUGACGGCUGCAAGCCAUGAUGGUUAUUUUCUGCCUUGGGAAGCAGCAUGCACCUGAACACCAGUUGAAUCGCAGGUGGAGAAGAGAGUAUUGCUGUUGUCCUUGCGAGCUUUCUGAUUGGUCACUGAGGCAGACUGCUGGGCCUCUGGUCUGAUCCAACAGUUAGCCCUGCUUGCAUUUCUUUUACACGGCUUACUCUGCUUCCAAAUUCGGAUUGGCCUAGUUCAGUUUUUCUUGCUGUUUGAGAGAGGGAGGGCUGAGUCAUGCAGAACAUGAGGGAACAGAUCUGUUCAGAGGGGCAAGGACUCCUUGCAGCUAGGACACAUUUGACUUUCUUAGUAGCUUCACACACAGACCUUCAAGCCCUCCCAAAUUGCCUGAAGGCCCAAACAUUGCACAGGGUGCAAUAUGUAUGUAUUAAGUUGCUUGGAGUCCAGGAUUGUCUCUGAGCCCUUUCCCCCUUCUUCCCCUGUCCAGUUCUACAGGAGAGGAGUUUCCCACCCCUUCUUCCUGCUCUGCAACCCCUGGAUGAUUGACCACGCAGUCCUCUUGGUGGGCUACGGCACACGUAAGUGGCUACUUUUACUUUCGGGGGGGGGGAUGCUCCCAAAACGUGAAGGUGGGGAGAUUCACUCUGGAAUCUCCAUUCCUCCACCCUGCAGUUUAGCGUUCAGAAGCAGUCUCCAUCUGUGUUCAAUAAGCUUGCUUUACUUUGUUCUUUCUAAUUUAUUUGCGUGACCUAUCUAAAAUAUUUUUUUGGUGCCACUCUACCUCAUUCCUAAAACACUCACACAAAGAGUUAGAAAAAAUGCAGAUGAGACCUUAAAUUACCCUAAAGCUCGUUCGGUUAAAACCUACUUGCGUCUGGGCAAAAUAUAUUAGAGCAGUUUUACUACCGCUGGCACCUGAUGUUUGUCUGAUCUAAGUCCCUAGUUCUCAUGAUUCCCAAAGUUUCGCUUCAGUUGUAACAGGUGUGACUAAUAGAGGCUGAAGGAGAACUACACGUGGGGUGUUUCCUUGCUUGUGAUGGAUGUUCAGAGGUGGGCAGGGAGCGGUGGGUGGGUGGAGGAAGCAGGAAGGGUUGAGGAUGAAUUCCUUCCUGCUUGCAAAAAGCUGCUGGCUUCCAUCCAAGGAUGCUGCAGAGAUCAGAUCCGUCUUAAGCCACUUCAAGAGAUCGAUGGGUUGAGAGAGCGGGGGGGGGGGGGGACUCUCUCGAGGCAUAGAUGGAGGAUUUUAUAAAAUUUAUAUGCUGCUUUUUGGUGGGGACGACUCAAAGAGGUUUACUGCUUGCUCUACCCCUGACGACUCUCUUCUGUUUCCACCUGUAUGCACACGCAGGGGGCCGUACUCCAUUCUGGGCGAUCAAGAACAGUUGGGGAGAGAACUGGGGAGAGAAGGUAAGCAUUCUUCCAAACUCAGCUGGGCGACCUUUCCCCCGCUCUUGGCAAUCUCUGUUCACAUCGUAAGGAAGGGGCUGAUACACUGAAAGCUCAAGAGUCAGGCUUGUGUAACUGCCUGCUGCCAACCCCCUAACCUAGUGUCUCUUUGCUUGACAAUGCUUUUGAGGCAAGGAGGAGCCGGUGCCAGGGUAUGGCUGACUUCUUCUUAUGUUGUGCUGGCCAAUGACAUGCUCAUGUGCAGGCAGAAGGUGGAGAUAUAUUUUAUAUAUUAUAUAUAUAUAUAUAUAUAUAUAUAUAUAGUCACAAAAUGUAAGCUCAGUACAAUCACAUUUUAUGUAGAGGUUCAAGUCCAAGGGUUCUGCGUAUACAUGAAAAUUGAAGUAAGGCAGAGCAAGCCAGGCAGAGAGCUUAGAAGCUCUUUGCGCCCCAGGUAACUGCAAGUGGACCCAAUGCAAAAAGAGCUCUUAAGCUAUCCAUCUUGCUUGGGACUCGACUUGCACAAAUUCAGCCAGCUUGCCUUCAAUGACAUAUGGUUGAAACUUAAAUGCGUGUAAGAUGUGAUCAUACUGUGGAACUGCUUGAUUGUAAAAAAUCUCAAAACAGUUUACAGAAAGGAUAUACAGUGGUACCUUGUGGUACGUACUUAAUCCGUUCCAGAGGUCCGUUCGUAACAGGAAAACUCUUGUAACAUGAGGUGCGCUUUUUCUAAUGGCACCUGCUGCCGCGCCGCGACUUCUACUCGCAUCCCGGGGCAAAGGUCGCAACAAGGGGCAUCUACUUCCAGGUUAGCGGAACGCGUAACCCGCAGCAUUUGUAAGGGGGAUGAUACAUAACACAAGGUACCACUGUAAAACCAUCAAUGAAAACUGUCAAAACCAGCUUUUAAAAACUUUACUACAAACAAUUAAAAACACAUGUAAACAUUCUACAUAUUUGGCUAGGUUUCCAUAAACAAAAAAAGUUUUUCGCAGGCACUGAGAAGAGUAAAGAGAAGGCGUCUGCUGGGCAAUGGUGUCAAUGGGCAGGGAGUUCCAAAGUGUAGGAGCUGUCACAAUAAAAGGUCUAUUUCUUACGAAUGUGCAACAGGUAUUAUGUGGCAUCUGUAACAACACCAGUUUCACAGAUGUAAGUGGGCAUAUAUAUGGGGUGAGGUGAUCUCACAGGUAAACUGGUCCCAAGUUGCUAAGGGUUUGGUAUGCUGAUAGUAACACCUUGAACCUGGCCUGGGUAGCAAAUGGGCAACUAGUGCAGAUCUCUGACCAGAGGGGUUAUAUGCUGAUGGGGUCCUGUCAGCAAUUGUGCUGCAGCAUUCUACACUAACUGCAGCUUCCCGAUCAAGCGCAAGGGGUGCCCCAUGAAGGGUGUGUUGCAGUAAUCCAGUCUUGUAGUAACCAAUACUGUGGCUAGGCUUUCCUGGUCAAGGAAAAUCUGUGCUGCUUACUGACAAUUGCCCCAUGUCUCUUUUCAGGGCUACUACUACCUAUACCGUGGCAGCCACGCCUGUGGCAUGAACUCAAUGUGCAGUUCUGCAGUGAUAGAGUAAGCCUCUCAGGCCCCUUGGCUGCCUCCGGUCCAAAUCAUCAACUUGCUGGCUUUCCAUCCAGCACCAAGAUGAAGAUCGGAGCACCUUCCCUGUACAUUAUUCUGACCCUGUUUACCUAUUUCCCUUUCCAAAUAGCCCUGGUUAGGCCUAGUGCAUAACUGAGAAGAUCUGCCCCUGCUCCUGCCUGCUGCUAUGAAUGGUAGAGACUGGAGGUAGCAUGUCCUAGGAUAGGACCUUAACCUUGCUGAGAUCCUUCAACCAGGCCAGGAUUGGUGCUGGUGUGUGUUUAAAGGGUGCUCCCCUUUCCAGUAGGAGCAGAUUCCUUCCCCCAGCUCUCAGUGAAGGAGUACUUGGUGCCUGGGCAGAUGCACAGAGGAUGGUGAAGGGGACUUGCUCCUCUGAAAUGGUUAGGUCAUCAGCUGCUCCUCGCUGUGAGCCUCCUCUUUUACCUUGGUCAAUCCUGAGCUGCUUUUUGGAAGGCAGACUGGGAAUUGGGGCCGGGGAGGAAGGGGCAGCGAUCUAACUACCAUCUCCCAUCCCAACUCCCUCUGCAAAAAGCAGGUUUCAUUACUGUUUUUUAACCAUAGGCCUCUUAAGUUUGGGCCACAGCUCAGUAGAAGAGCACCCACUCUGCACGCAGAAGGUCCCAAACAGUUAUAGAAUCUCAUACAGUCCUGGAAUUGUAGAGUUGGAAAGGGGACCCAAAGAGUCAUCUAGUCCAACCCUCCAAUUCUCAGGAGGCAGGGCUAGGGAAGGCCCCCCUCAAGUUGAAGAGCUGCUGUGCUAGAUGGACAGCAGACAGUCUGACUUGGUCUAAGGCCAGCUUCCUGUCUCCAUACAACUUGGGGAACCAGCUUGCAUUUAAGAUGAGAUGUUCCAAGGAACUUCACAACUCACUCAAGCCCACUUAAAUAAGUGCAGGUGAAUUUUCCCUUCCUUGUGGAGACGAGGGGAGCACAUUUAACACCCUUAUUUCCCAGUUAGUCAGGGGCUUCUUUCUUUUGCACUAUCCAAGUCUUCCCACUCCCCUUAGGGAUUGUAGCACUGAUAAAUGCCCCCCCCCCCAAAAUGGGGUACCCUUGUUUCCGUUAGCUCAAGUCUUCCUCUGCUUCUGGAAGACUUGACGUGGUGGAGCCACAGCCUUGCAGGACAGUCUUGCCUGUGGCUGGGCGGCUCCACUAGCCUGUAGGAAAAGUAACCAUUCCAGUAUUAGUCAGCUUUUGCACUUAGAUGCCAUGAAAUCUUUCUCCCUGCACCCACUACAAAAAAAGAGGUCAAACCCAGCCCACAUUUUUUUUUAGAUUUAGCUGCUCUGUAUUAAUGUUUGCUGCUAGAAUGGAAAUAUUGGUGGAAGGUUUGAAGGCAAUGCUGAGAGAUGAUCCCUAGCUUGGUCAGUCCUAAGCACCACCCAAACCUUCUCCUCCAAGGAAUCCUACUUGAGCAUCCCCCCCCCCCCCAUUGAGCUCAGGGCUUUUGGGGAGUGGAAGGCAUAACUAGCACUUGCAAAAUGGCUGCUAUAGAAAGUGUUUUUCCUUUUAUUGCUGCUCUGAACACCCCACCCCCACCCUGAAAAAGCUGUUUCCCCUUCAGGGACUCUAAUCUCAGCCAGAAUGGCCUGAAAGUGGCUGCAAAAAAAGUGUUUCUGGAAGACACAGCUGCUCAGAUGGCUGUGCCUUCUGUCUGUUACUUUAAAGAUGCAGCCUUUGGUGUUUCUGUAAUUCCACACUAAUAAAUACUGAUGGACUCUGAACUAAA
Messenger RNA from Podarcis lilfordi (Lilford's wall lizard), 20452 nucleotides. The record is from the annotation of a GenBank genome assembly. Lineage: Eukaryota; Metazoa; Chordata; Lepidosauria; Squamata; Lacertidae.